AUGUCUAACUCCAACGCCGUCAAUCCUCCUCCGCCGCCGUCGCCGUCACUUUCUUCAUUACCUGACGAAAUCGUUCUGAGAUGCUUAGCAUUGGUCCCAAGAAGCUAUUACCUAAACAUCUCAUGGGUCUCAAAACACCUAAGAGCCCUUGUCCGCUCGCCUGAGCUCAACGUCAUGCGAUCCACCUUCAACAAGAAGAAGUCCCUCUAUGUAUGUUUCCAAGAAGAAGAAGACGACGAAGACACCUUCCACUGGUUCACUCUCUGUCCGACAGAGUGUCAGUUAGUUCCGAACCCAACUCCCUUCCCUUGUCAUCCUUGUUUAACCGUCGAAGUGGGGUCAAAGAUAUUCUUCAUUGGCGGAUAUAGCAAACCUACCACGGAUCUAUGGAUCCUUGAUACACGAUCUGGAACCAUGACUCAGGGAACAAGCAUGAGCGAGCCUCGAGUAGUUCGCAGAGCAGCUGCUGGAGUAAUCGACGGGAAGAUAUACGUUAUCGGAGGCGGAGAGUUUUAUGAAGAGGUCCACGUUGAAGUUUUUGAUCCGAAGUCGGAGACUUGGGAGGUUCCGGGGGUGGAGAACGUGCCUGACAUUCCACGGUAUGGCGCCUCAGUGGAGGGGAAAGUGUACAUGGUGGACUACGAGAAGACACAUGUGUACAACCCUAGGGAAAAUGAAGGGAGACGGUUGAUUCAGAUGGUAAGUAAGAGACUCAAGGAAGGUGGGAGAGAGGAGAUGCUAAGGGAAAGAGUGGCUGGCGUGUGUGCGGUGGAGGAUGUUCUCUUUGCUUUGUUUGAUAAGAGUGGGCUGAUGUGGUUUGAUACAAAGCGUAACGUGUGGAGGAGAUUGGUGGGUCGUGAAGGGAAGGAGAUGUUUAUCUUCCAUGCGGAUGUGAUGGCGGAAUACGAUGGGAAGCUUGUGGUUUUGUAUAUGUGGGGUGAGAGUAGAGAUACUUUUACCAAGAGUGUUCGGUGUAAGUUGGUCUCACUGCAUAAAGCUGGAGAUAGGAUUUGUGGCACGAUUGAUUGGUCUGGUGUUGUGGCUUCAGUCCCAGAUUGGUUUGAUUUUCUGCAUUGUUUAGCUGUUUCCGACAUUCGGCCAAAAGAGUUUAGACUUCGCACUAAGGAACAAGAAGUGGAUCCUACUUGCACUGAGUAG
Molecule: messenger RNA, 1158 nt
Organism: Eruca vesicaria subsp. sativa (arugula)
Lineage: Eukaryota; Viridiplantae; Streptophyta; Magnoliopsida; Brassicales; Brassicaceae
Source: the annotation of a GenBank genome assembly